AUGUCCUCUUUAUCGAUACUCCACUUCAACGACGUGUAUCGAGUCACAAAACAAAAGAUCCAAGGCAGCAAGGAAACGAUCGAUGUUACACAAUUCGGCGAACUGUUAGACUCCUUGCGCGAUAACUGGCCGAAACGUUCAGAUGGUAAAAGGGAUGGUCUAGUUUUAUUUAGUGGUGAUGUAUUUAGCCCAAGUGUCGAGUCCACUGUAACUCGCGGAAGUCAUAUGGUCCCGAUUAUGAACCAUAUAUCUCCAGAUGCUUCUCUGACGGGUAACCAUGAUUUUGAUUUUGGAUAUCCACAUUUGUGUAAAUUGAUAGAGGACUGCACGUUUCCAUGGAUACUGAGUAAUAUCGUUGAUACGGAUACCAACUCUACCCCCGACAAACUCACUAAAUACCAAGUGUUUGAACGUAAUGGCGUUAGAGUUGGUAUUAUUGGUUUAGUAGAAGAAGAAUGGAUCGCAACUGUUGCAUCAUGGCCACCUAACUUCAAAUACGAGUCAAUGGCUGAAGUCACGAAAUCUCUAUCGCAAGAGCUCCGUGAUCCGGAAGGGCCGCAUAAGUGUGAUAUUGUCCUGGCCUUGACCCAUGCAAGGUUACCAAAUGAUGUUAAACUCGCUAAACAAGUGUUCGCCCACUCAAAAAUGACAGGUGAAUCUAUGAAUAGUCAUGGUGCCGAUGUUUUGUUUGGGGGACAUGACCACAUGUAUUACAUUGGGCGUGGUGCAGGGUCGUGGGAUAAUUAUGAUUUAAAUAGUACUUGCCUCGGAAGCGAAGAAGACGAUGGAGUAUUCCUAGUAAAGAGUGGCACGGACUUUCGCGACUUGAGUGAGCUAACUCUCGAACUUGAAGAUACGCCUGAAGGGAGCAUUCGUCGCAAGGUAGUUAAAUCUAUUCGAGGCAACCAGCCGCCCUCACCUGCCUUGACAAGAAUUAUUAAAAAUCAACUUGAUUCUGUUUCCUCCACCUUGUCCGAGCCUAUAUGUCAUACGUUGACCGAAUGGAAUGCGAAAUCUGAUCUGGUCCGUAUUGAUGAGUCUGCUCUUGGAGACUGGAUGGCGGACGUGCUUCGCCACGCAUAUGAUGAUGCAUUAUGUGUUAAAGGGGGAGGUCCCGCCGAUGGUGUGCUGAUUUGUGGAGGUACGCUGAGGGGCGACUCGGUUUAUGGACCUGGCGACAUUACACUGGGAGAUUUGUUGGAGAUCCUGCCGUUCGAAGAUCCGAUAGUUGUGCAGGCUUUAAACGGCGAAGCAAUAUGGAAUGCCCUGGAAGCUGGGCUUUCCACCUGGCCAGCCCAAGAAGGACGUUUUCCCAUCGUUUCGGGCAUCCGAAUUGAAUGGGACUCGAGGCUUGCCCCCGGAAGUCGAGUCAAAGGUAUCUGGUUGGCGGAGCAGGAAGUCGCUUCUGAUGGAAGUAUCCAUAGUAAAAACGGCCAACCGGUUAUACGGGAUGCCAAUAAGACCUACCGGAUCGUAACUAGAGAAUACAUGGCUGCCGGACACGAUGGCUACGAUGCCCUUCGAGGAAAACCAUUUUUGAUCGACGACGAGAAUGGUGUAAUCAUGAGUUCGAUUGUACGCCGGUACCUUCUAGGCUCGCAAUACAUACAUACGUUUAAGGCUCAAAAAUCUGAUCAAGCGCCGAGUUUCUUGUCGACUUCGUCUAUUCAUACGAUCUCCAAGGCUAAACAGCGCUGGCUUAAAGCAGCAGAGAUGAUCGUCAACUUCGAGAGACAGCGUGCUCCGACGGGUCACUCUGUUGGGGAAAUAGGGGAUGCGCUUCGAAUUGCUCAACGCGAACACAUGACAGAUAUUGACCGCUUUGAUGGCUCCAAGGCACGCUGCGGAAGGACCUUGCAGUUCAAAGGAAAGGUCGACCUGGUUGUUGUGGCUCCAAUCGUUGACGGAAGGCUGAAGGAUCUUGGGAGGGUAUAG
Messenger RNA from Rhizoctonia solani, 1935 nucleotides. Its product is annotated as nucleotide phosphoesterase protein YfkN. The record is from RefSeq and is a predicted model, not a curated record. Gene Ontology annotation, biological process: nucleotide catabolic process. Gene Ontology annotation, molecular function: hydrolase activity. Bases 1 to 1935 code for a protein of 644 amino acids. The transcript has 18 exons. NCBI's taxonomy places the organism in Eukaryota, Fungi, Basidiomycota, Agaricomycetes, Cantharellales, Ceratobasidiaceae.